Closterium sp. NIES-65 is the source of this 669-nucleotide messenger RNA. The record is from the annotation of a GenBank genome assembly. NCBI's taxonomy places the organism in Eukaryota, Viridiplantae, Streptophyta, Zygnematophyceae, Desmidiales, Closteriaceae.
AUGUUCUUUGACCUGCUGUCUGACAUCUCUUCCUCUCAUCUUCUCAACCUCUCUUCCUCCCAUCCUCUCAUCUUCUCAACCUCUCUUCCUCCCUUCCUCUCAUCUUCUCAACCUCCCAUCCUCCCGUCCUCUCAUCUUCUCAUCCUCUCUUCCUCUCAUCUUCUCAUCCUCCCAUCCUCCCAUCCUCUCAUCCUCCCUUCCUCUCAUCCGCCCUUCCUCGCAUUCUCCCUUCCUCCCAUCCCCCCGUCCUCUCAUCCUCCCUUCCUCUCAUCUUCUCAUCCUCCCAUCCUCCCGUCCUCUCAUCCGCCCUUCCUCUCAUGCUCCCUUCCUCUCAUCCUCCCGUCCUCUCAUCCUCCUUUCCUCUCAUCCUUCCUUCCUCCCUUUCUUCUCAUCCUCCCAUCCUCCCGUCCUCUCAUCCUCCCUUCCUCUCAUCCGCCCUUCCUCGCAUUCUCCCUUCCUCUCAUCCCCCCGUCCUCUCAUCCUCCCUUCCUCUCAUCUUCUCAUCCUCCCAUCCUCCCGUCCUCUCAUCCGCCCUUCCUCUCAUGCUCCCUUCCUCUCAUCCUCCCUUCUUCUUAUCCGCCCUUCCUCUCAUCCUCUCUUCCUCUCAUCCUCCCUUCUCAUCUUCUCACCCUCCCACCCGUCCUCUCAUCCUCCCGCUCUCGGUUCUAA